GGCGCUGCAAUGGGGGUGGGGGAGUCAGGCAGUUGCUCAGCUCCGGGCGAAGUCAGGACCACCUUGUCCACACACACACUCCUCGGCGGUCAGUGAACCGGAAGCAGAUGACCCGGAGUCAUGGCGGCACUGAGGGUCUUGGGAACCGCAGCAAAGAAUUACAGUUAUGCACAGAGUGUUGUUGCCUCACGAACCCUCCUGAGCAGCCCCUCACUGAGCUCAUCACCUCAGUCACAGUUUUCUUCCCCGGCUGUCAGGAGGCCUGAUGGUGAUUUCCAGGUGACAAUGAUUCCAGGGGAUGGUGUGGGUCCCGAGUUGAUGCAUGUCGUCAAAGAGGUGUUCAAGGCUGCGGAGGUGCCAGUUCAGUUUGACGAACAUCAUGUGAGUGAGGUUCACAACAUGGCUUCAGAGGAGAAACUGGACGAAGUCCUCAACUCCAUGAAAUUGAACCGAGUCGCCAUUAAAGGGAAGAUCUACACUCCGAUGGAAUAUAAGGGCGAGCUGUCAUCCUAUGAGAUGAAGCUGAGGGGAGCUCGCCAUCCCUUUUCACAGGCGAUGGGCAGGAACAUUGCCAAUCCCACCGCCAUGUUACUGAGCUCUGCCAAUAUGCUGAAACACCUGAACUUAGAGUUUCACUCCAACCUGGUCUCCGAGGCUGUGAAGAAGGUCAUCAAACUGGGCAAGGUUCGGACCCGAGAUAUGGGCGGUUAUUCCACCACCAGUGAUUUCCUGAAGAGCAUCAUCGAUAAUCUGCACCCUCCUCGUCACCGCUAGUCUGCCUCAGGCCCUGGAACUCACUGGGUUCCCUUUAGAAGCACCUCCUCCUGCCGUGAGUUCGGACUUGAUGCUGUCAUUGGAUCCCUGGGACUGUCGGAGCCCCUCCUCUUUCCCCCCCACCCCCAUUCAGAAAUCCUUUGGAACGAAUGAGUUAAAGAGUUUGUACCUGUGUACUGGCCAGGUGUUGCUUAUGGAAAGUAAUGUCACCAUUUGAAUGUGCAGUGGAUGGAGUGACCCGAGUGUCUCCCAGUGACCUGGUCCAGUGUUUAGUGUUUAACCCUUUAACCUGCCCCAUGCUAUGUGCAGCAUUCAAUGACCAGUUCUCACAUAGAGAACAAUAUCCAGGAUCAGCAAUGAUCACUCCCUCCUACUCUUCAUUAUUUCUGAUUUGUGGAUCAUCUCUUUUAUUUCCCCUUUGUUUCGUUGAAAUUGAUUUUGAAGAUUUUCAGAUUGUCUCAGCCCGAGGACGGAGGAACAACGUGUGAAUGAAUUUGAAUCAUGAUGUAAAUAAAUGACAUUUACAAAUCAGAUAACUGACACCUCGAGGAAAAUUUGAGGUUUUAGCAUCUGAAUCAUUGACACUGGAGUAAUCGGGAGCAUCGCAAAUCAGGUUCGGACUCCGGAUAUGGGUGGAUACUCAACCUCGGCAGAGUUCACCUCGGCUGUGAUCGCUAACCUCAACACCUAAAGUGUUGACACAACCUGGGUUGCUGCAGGAGGAUCCUACAAAUACUCUUAAAGUGGGGAUUAAGCAUCCUGUCAUUAUAUGGCAUCACCAAGUCCAGCCAAUCAGUGUGUACUGUGUUAAUGUUAAACGUGAAUAAAAGCACAAAGAACCCAA
Molecule: messenger RNA, 1618 nt
Organism: Carcharodon carcharias (great white shark)
Lineage: Eukaryota; Metazoa; Chordata; Chondrichthyes; Lamniformes; Lamnidae
Product: isocitrate dehydrogenase [NAD] subunit beta, mitochondrial-like
Exons: 9
Coding region: 121-774 (217 amino acids)
Biological process (GO): tricarboxylic acid cycle; isocitrate metabolic process
Cellular component (GO): mitochondrion
Source: RefSeq, a predicted model, not a curated record